AAGGUGCUCGUGUUUAAAGAUUUUACUAUUGUAAAUGACACCUCAACCAAUCCAGAGGAGAUUAAGCUUACUUUGAAUCAUAAGGAAAAAGAUCCGAUGAUAAUAACUGUUUUUACGACAAGUAAAGUAAACAAUGAUGCAAUACUUCCAUCAAACAUUAUACUUGAACUGAUGAAAAAAGUAAUAGAGUGCUGGAAAAUACAAAAAGGUCCAAUUACUGUUGUGUGUAGUGAUGGUUGCAGUAAAAGCGGGGUGUUUGUUGCAUUGAAACUUAUCUUGGAAAAAAUGGAGAUAGACGAUGAAAUUGAUAUUUUUCAAGUUAUUAGAACAAUGCAAGUUAGACGCCCUGAAUUCUUCACAGAAUUUGAUCAGUAUGAAUAUUGCUACAGGUGCAUCAAAGAGUAUUUAGAAAACGACUCGGUGUAUGCAAAUCUAUAAUGAUACCAGACUCAGCGCUAACAGAAGUAUUUAUGACAAUUAAAUGGAAUGGUUAUUACAUAGUGUUAUUUGAACAUUUUAACAGUUAUGCUCAGAUACAUCGGUUUCCAUGCAUAAAUUGACGUAUAGAAAUAAUUACCAUGACUAUAAAACAGAUAAUAGAUGUUAAUGUAUAUAGAGCUAAAAUCGAUUUGUUAAAAUUUACAGUAGGUGAAAAUCAAACAAAUGUUAAUCUGUUAUUCGAUGAAAAACGCAUAAUUUAAUUCCUUCAUAUGCUUUAAUUUCGUAAGAUUAAAUGAUAUGGCGUAUGAAGCAAUUUUACCGAGAAUUAUAUAUUAAUAAUUUCUAAUACCUUACUUGACAAUAUAUAUUUCAAUAUAGAGUUUGAUAUAGCUUAUACUUCUGCUGGUGUCGCCAAGUUUAUCCUUUACUUUUAUCUAUAAAUUGUACUGUGAUAAUCUGAUGUGAAGACAGACUGUUUGUUUUAAAUAGGAUGCUAUCACAUACAUUUCCCUCGAGGUAAUGAUAGCACAAAAAGAUCCAUGGUAUUGUUAUGUAAGUCAAAUUAUGACAUUAACAACAACGUAUGCUCUUUUACUACAUUCUUGACUGCUAUUUAUUUACAUCCAGGAGACCUCCUAAUGAUAUAUAGUAAGAUUUAAACGUGUUUUUUUUUUAUUUUCAUUCAAAUGUUAUCAUUUUUGUAUUAAAUGAAAUUAUUUUCAUUGUUGCUAAUGUCAUGAUUUUUGUCAAAAUGGUGAUAAAUUCUGAAGAA
Messenger RNA from Mytilus trossulus (common blue mussel), 1213 nucleotides. RefSeq names its product receptor-type tyrosine-protein phosphatase epsilon-like. Lineage: Eukaryota; Metazoa; Mollusca; Bivalvia; Mytilida; Mytilidae. Bases 97 to 438 code for a protein of 113 amino acids. Gene Ontology annotation, biological process: protein dephosphorylation. Gene Ontology annotation, molecular function: protein tyrosine phosphatase activity. The record is from RefSeq and is a predicted model, not a curated record. The transcript is spliced from 4 exons.